Benincasa hispida (wax gourd) is the source of this 916-nucleotide messenger RNA. Its product is annotated as putative B3 domain-containing protein At3g49610. Lineage: Eukaryota; Viridiplantae; Streptophyta; Magnoliopsida; Cucurbitales; Cucurbitaceae. Gene Ontology annotation, molecular function: DNA binding. The record is from RefSeq and is a predicted model, not a curated record.
CUUAACGGUAACAAAAUGAGUGAUUUAAAUUCGAAUUAGGAAUCAAAUUCCUUCUAGGUUUUAAUUUCCAUAAGUAAUCCGGAGAUUGAAGUCCGGCUAGAUAAAUACCCACCUCUGUUCAAUUUCUUCUACUCUAUUUCGAUUUCAAGCUUUCUGUAUUUGAGAAAUAACAAUGGUAAAGGGGGCAAAGGUUGAAGGCUUUAGAAUGGGUUUUCGUAUUCCUGAUUUAAACCAAAUUUACAUACCGAAGAGAAGAAGAUCUUCCGGUGCCGGAAAUAAAGAAGAACCUAAGAUUGAAACCGAUUUUCCAAUGUCUAUGUCAGAGGCUGCGGAUAUUCUGGUAGAGAUAUCACGCUCUGUUUUUUAUGUUGAACCAGAAAAAAUUAACAAAACCCACAAAAGAAAAAAGCCUUCGCAGCCGACGCCGACCACUAUGACUAAGAAACAGAUGAACAAGAAGGCUAAAAAGAGCAAGUCUUUGUCGAUUCUUGAGAUGCCGGCGGCAAUGAGAGAUCGGAUCGUGAAAAUGGGUGGCUACGAAAUUAAUCUGGUGAUUCAGAAACAACUCCAAGAUACGGAUCUAAACAAAAAUCAAGGGCGUUUGUCCCUCCCAACAGAGAAAUUGUUGUUCGAUUUUGCAACAGAGGAGGAGAAGAAAUUGCUAAGCCAACGAGAAAAUAAAAAGAAGAAAGGGAUGAAUGUAUUGAUAAUGGAUAAUGUUUCUGAAGAAAGAAGGAUUUGCUUGAAGAAGUGGAAGAUUGGAAGUGGGGAUGUGUAUUGUUUGAUGACACAAUGGAAUGCGUUUGCGGAAGAAACGGGAUUGAAAAGUGGACAACAUAUUCAAAUUUGGUGCUUUAGAAGAGAUGAUGAAUUUGAAGCUUCUCGUCUUUGCUUUGGUAUGGUUAAGUUAAACUAG